UCAGUUAUUUGUUCGCGUUCCCAGCAAAAAGAAGUGCUGAACUGUGAAGGUUUUUAGUGUUAAAAUUGUUUUAAUGGAAUUCGCGAAAUGCAUAGUGCUUUUAAUUUUCUGCGGCCUGCUGAUCCUCACUGGAAUUCGUGCUGACUUCACAGUUGGCGCGUGCCUUUCGUAUUACGCGGGUAUUGCCUACGGUGACUGUAUACCAAUACAGGAUUGCCCCACUUUAUAUGAAAUUGCUUUGAAACCCAUUUUACUAGUAGAAGAUGUAAAUUUGCUGAGAAAUAGCAAAUGUGGCAGUGCAAAUAAUAAAUUCUAUGUUUGCUGCCCAAAAGAUUCAUGGCUACGGCAAUCCCGAGUUUCCAUUUCUGUACCGGAGAGUAUCUGCCAAGCACCCAAUGGCACACCUGGAGUUUGUAAACCCAUCAAAGGGUGCAGUGCCUUAAUGAAUAUCGCUAUGAAAGAAAAAAUUGCACCCGAGGAGAUUAUCUACCUACGAAGCAGUCUGUGUGGAAAUGCUAAUGGCAAUUUUAUGGUCUGCUGCCCAGUAGCUCCAAAUAUAUCUGAAAAUGAAGUAGAAUCUACUACAGUAGCGACGGCAGUUCCUAAACCAGAGGCCUGUCAAACACCGAACGGCGAACCUGGAGAAUGCACAUCCAUUCGGGACUGCAGCCCCUUGGUCAAUCUAGUUACCAAUCCGGAUAGAACGGAAGCAGAAACUGCUCUUUUGCGCAAAAGUCAAUGUGGACUUGCAAAUGGAACUAUUUUAGUUUGCUGUCCAUUGCGGAAAUCCGUUAAAAUCCGUGAUGAUCCAACAACAGAGGGGAUUUUUUCAACACAAAGUAGUUCUAAGGGAAUUGAGCGAGCACAAUUUCCGGAAGAAGCUGUGCCAGGAACUGAAAACUACCGAGAUACGACCGAGAGUACACGAAUUCCAUCAAAGCAAAACAAAUGUGGAAGAGCUGUUUUAAGCAAACGUAUUUUCAAUGGAAAAGAAACAGAUAUCGAUGAGUUUCCUUGGACAGCAUUGCUAGUGUACACUAAUGACUACGACAAAGUGGACUUUUUAUGUGGCGGUGCUCUGAUUAGUAGGAAUUACGUUCUCACCGCUGCACAUUGCGCAGACGGUUAUAUUGCUGAGGAUUUCUUGCUCAAAAGUGUUCGCCUAGGCGAAUGGAACACUAGAACAAAGAGAGAUUGCCAAGAAGACAACAGAGGCCAAGAGUUAUGUGCACUACCGCAUCGAGAUGUAGACGUGCAGAGAAUAACAAUUCAUCCACAUUACAAUUCUGGAACCCUGACCAAUGAUAUUGCAUUGUUGCGCCUAGCGGAAUAUGUUGAUUUGACAGAUUUUAUUAAUGUCAUAUGUCUUCCGUUGGAGGCGAGCCUACAAUCGGAGCUCCACGUAGGUGCCGCUGCAGUAGUCGCUGGUUGGGGAACAACUGAAACGAGUCGACAUAGUUCAGUAAAAUUGAAAACUACUAUUACAGUGCUGAAUUCCACACAAUGUGGUGUGAAAAAAGCUCGUCGGCGUAUUACAAUUAGCGAUAAGCAAAUGUGCGCAACGGGCAAUCGUUCCGACUCCUGCUAUGGCGAUUCAGGUGGUCCACUUAUGCUGACAGAGUCACAAAAUGACGAGGUUUCUUAUUACUUGAUUGGCUUGGUUUCGUAUGGCACUGGCGAAUGCGGACAAAAGGAUACGCGUGGUAUUUACACACGCGUCGGAGCAUAUGUGGAUUGGAUAGAAGACACUAUGACGAAAUAAUUCUCAUAUAAUAUUAAUGUAAUAUUACUGCUAUGCUACUCAUAGACACGAUUUUUACAAUAUAAAAUUGUGCUGGUCCAAAAAAUGCCUUUUUCCAAUCAUAUAUGAUAAGUGAUGUCUAGGGAAUGUGGUUUAGAAUAUUGUGCAAAAGGAGUGCCAUAUCCAGUAGCAGAAUAUUUUAUUUCAUAAACUUGAAUUUGUCCGGCUUUAAACGCGAAAAUAAAGUGGUUAAGCGACGAAAUUUGAGAUAUUCACUUGUUGAUGCAUUUACAGCCUAUGUCAGAAAAAAAGGACCGCGAUAAUUCAUGAAGUAUAAAAAGUAUAUAUUUAAACAAUUUUUUUACCUAAAAGUAUGUACAAAACUACGAGGCGCAAUAAGCUGUUUAGUCUCCAUCGUUGUCGCAUAUAGCCUGACAUCUUCUCGGUAUGCGUUAAAGCUUUUCUACGUAGCUCGUCGAUAAAGAGAACCAGAUUUUGCGAACUUGACGCAUGAGCUGCUUUAAAUUAUGGACUGGCCUUCGGGCAAGAUGCGUUUUUAUAGUUCCCCACACAGUUUCAAUGGGGUUGCCGUCUGGGGACUGUGGUUUUGACGAUGUGGGAUGGUAGGAUAUAGUAUGUUCGCCUACUUCAGUCGACGUUCGAUGGUGUUCAUACUCACAUCUAUUGCGUUUACGGGAGAGUUUCGAACGACACUAACCUAAGUUAGCACAAGAAAAAAACCGG
Molecule: messenger RNA, 2485 nt
Organism: Anastrepha obliqua
Lineage: Eukaryota; Metazoa; Arthropoda; Insecta; Diptera; Tephritidae
Product: serine protease easter-like
Exons: 10
Coding region: 74-1762 (562 amino acids)
Biological process (GO): proteolysis
Molecular function (GO): serine-type endopeptidase activity
Source: RefSeq, a predicted model, not a curated record